This is a messenger RNA of Carica papaya (papaya), 2370 nucleotides long. Its product is annotated as receptor-like protein 14. The record is from RefSeq and is a predicted model, not a curated record. Gene Ontology annotation, molecular function: protein binding. Lineage: Eukaryota; Viridiplantae; Streptophyta; Magnoliopsida; Brassicales; Caricaceae.
AUGAUAACCUACAAAAACUUGAAGGUGUUAGAUUUCGACGACAAUCAUUUCAGUGGGAACAUUCCUCCAGAAAUUGGAGAACUAUCUUCUCUUAAGGUUUUUUCUGUGUAUAGUAACGAACUUAACGACUCUCUACCUAUCCCGGGUUUAUGUUCACUGAAGCAUCUUGAAGAAUUAGAUCUUAGCUGGAAUAUAUUUCAGGGGAGCCUUCCAACAUGCCUGAAUAAUUUAACAUCCCUUAAGCUUUUAGAUCUAACUCAAAACCAAUUUACAGGAAGCAUUCCUUCUUCUUUAAUAGCGGGUCUCGCAUCCCUUGAGUACAUAGAUCUAAGUCAUAACCAUUUUGAGGGCUUGUUUUCAUUCAGCUCAUUCGCUAAUCACUCAAACCUUGAGGUGGUUCAAUUGGUAAGUGAUAAUAGCAAAUUCGAGGUUGGAACCGAAGAUCCAGAUUGGGUUCCUUCAUUUCAGUUAAGGGUCCUUGUGCUGUCUAAUUGCAACCUGAAUAAGCUCACUGGUCAGGUACCUACAUUCCUCUUCAACCAGUUCAACUUGCUCAUGGUUGACCUAUCUCACAAUAAUUUGACAGGAAGCUUCCCUAGUUGGUUUCUCCAGAAUAAUAUUGGACUACAACGUUUAUAUCUAAGAAAUAAUUCUUUCACCGAUCAACUUCAGCUAUGGCAUGUUCAUUCUAUAAUUUACUUGGAUAUCUCAAGCAAUGACUUGAAUGGACGACUUCAAGAAAAUAUUGGGAAGCUUGUUCCACACUUAUUAUAUCUUAAUCUGUCAAAUAAUGCUUUUGAAGGCAGUCUUCCAUCUUCAGUUGGUGACUUGAAUGAAUUGGAAGGAUUAGAUUUGUCCAAUAAUAAUUUUACAGGAGAAGUCCCCAAGGAAUUGAUCAUAAAUUGCACAAGGAUCUGUGUUCUAAACUUAAGUAACAAUAAGUUCUAUGGUGAAAUAUUUUCUUCUCACUUUAACUUGACUUCGAUUACGUCUUUACAUUUGAACAACAAUUUCUUCAAUGGAACUUUGUCAAAUGCAGUAUUACAAUGUCCAAGUUUGAAGGUAUUCGAUGUUGGCAAGAAUUGCAUGUCAGGUAAAAUUUCGAGAUGGUUGGAUAAUAUAACAAACUUGGAUAUCCUUUUACUAAAUGAUAAUUUUUUUGAAGGUGAAAUUCCAUGCAAACUGGGUAGAAAUAAAUUCAGAGGUACACUUGGGUUGGUAGACCUAUCUCACAACUCUCUUUCAGGGUCUUUACCUUCAUGUUUAAGAUUAGAAAUGGUACAACGUAUAAAUUUACAAGGAAACAAUCUCAGUGGACAAUUACCCAAAGGUCUUCUUAACUCUUCCACACUGUUGAUGCUGAACAUUAGAGAUAAUGGCUUUGUCGGCAGCAUUCCUGACAUAAUUACAGUUCCGAACUUGCGGGUUAUGCUGUUAGGAGGAAAUUACUUGAGUGGUACAAUUCCUAAAGCUUUAUGUCAAUUAAGAAAGAUAAGCUUCAUAGAUCUAUCCCGCAACUUUUUAAGUGGGUCAAUUCUUCAUUGCUUCAACAAUAUCGCAUUCGGAAAUCUAGUGACUGAUGAUCGUAUCUUUAAACUUCAAGGUAUUAUAGGCGAUUUUUGGCAUUUUUCAUAUUACAAAUUCAAAAGCCUAUCGUAUGAUGUGCUUCGCCAUCAAGUUGUUAGCCCGUAUACUUCAUAUUAUUUACAAGAUGAAGUUGAGUUUAUUACGAAAAAUAGGUCCAAUUCCUACGAGGGAGACAUCCUCAAUUACAUGUCAGCAUUGGAUUUGUCUUACAACAACUUAACAGGUGACAUCCCUGAGGAACUAGGAUUGCUGUCUCAGAUUCAUGCACUGAAUUUGUCUCACAAUCAACUCACUGGUUCUAUUCCUACAACAUUCUCAAACCUUAAUAAGAUAGAGAGCUUGGAUCUUUCCCACAAUAACUUGAUUGGAGAAAUCCCUUCAGAGUUGAACAAACUUCACUUUUUGGGAGCAUUUACUGUCGCGUAUAACAAUUUGUCGGGAAAAAUUCCUAAUGGUCCAGGACAAUUAGGGACAUUUGAAAAAAGAAGCUUCGAAGGAAAUAAAUUUUUAUGUGGAUUUCCAUUGGAGAAGAAGUGUGGAAGUAAAAAUCAUUGGAAUCACGUAACCAUAUCUUCGUCGGAUCAAAGCGGAGAAAAAUGGCUAGAGAAUGAUUGGUUGGUCUUCUUUGCAAGCUUCUCAGUAGCUUUUAUUAUAUUUUUCUCUGGAGUUAUUUCUGUUCUUUAUAUUAAUCCUUAUUGGCAACAUAGAUUUUACGAGUGUAUUUAUUCAUAUUAUUAUUUUGUUUGUGAUACUUUUUACAAGUUCUUUUGUGUACUUGUAUGA